Messenger RNA from Perognathus longimembris pacificus (Pacific pocket mouse), 4530 nucleotides. RefSeq names its product putative tetratricopeptide repeat protein 41. The record is from RefSeq and is a predicted model, not a curated record. Gene Ontology annotation, molecular function: protein binding. Gene Ontology annotation, cellular component: Cul4-RING E3 ubiquitin ligase complex. The coding region runs from base 600 to 4487 and encodes 1295 amino acids. NCBI's taxonomy places the organism in Eukaryota, Metazoa, Chordata, Mammalia, Rodentia, Heteromyidae. The transcript has 15 exons.
UACUUGGAUUUGUUUUUCCUGUGCUGACCUCAACUUUAUAGCUGCUGUCAUUCUUCCAUCCGGUCACAAUUUUGAAUCUUGCUUGGCUUAUUCUCCUAAAUACACAGAUCCUUUCCUACAUCUGCCUUCAUAUAUCACAGAUCAGCCUGCCUAACUGCUAUAUUUACAUGGGAGUAGAAGUAGCCAUUGGCCACAGGACGUGGGAUGGUGGACUCGGGGAUGGGAGAAGAAGGGAAGACUGUCUAGUACCCAGUGAUUUUGUGGUUCUUAGUUCCUCAGCAAAGGCUUUGGGGGAAACACAGGACACAUGGACAGCACAUAAUCCUAAAAUGAACAUGUUUUUCCUUUUUUCAGUUUUGACUUAAAACUAGAUUGCUCUUCAACUGUGAUCUGAAGUGGCUGGCAUCUCUAAUGCCUGAAUGACAAUGUAAGAAAUAUAAUUUUGGGAGAAUAUUUCUGUCCAUGCACAGCAAAUAAUUAGCAGGAAAACUUAGAAGCAGCGGAGGUUGGUGGCUGCUCCACUAGGAGGGAACUGGUUCUGUUGGAAGCGUGGUAUCGUCUCUGCACCAAGGGAAACGAACCAGAAAGUAACUGAGAACAUGGAGAGAGAUGACACCCGAUUGAUUUUAAAGCAUCGGAAACCCAUUUGUCCAUAUAUCUGCUCAACAAUGAAUGAUUUUCAAGAAGAGAGAGAUUUUUUGGCAACCAAUGUCUUCCCUCAGCUCAAUGAACUCUGCAAUUCCCGGGGCACCUACUUCAAAGCUGUGGACCUUCGGUGGUCAGCGGUGAAGUCCCUGAAGCCUUUCCCAGACAACCUGUUCAGACAGUAUUCAUGUCUCCACUCCCAGCAUCUGAAGCUCUGUCUUGACUAUGUCAACAGCUGCUUCCCCUUUUUCAUUUGCCUGCUGGGGCAGACAUAUGGAGAAUUCCUCCCUGAUUAUACACCUUUCCUGUUCUCCAAAGCAACGGACUUGGCAAGUUUAUCCAGAGAAGAACAGAAUCUCUAUGUAGCUGCAAAAAAUGGUUAUCCCUGGGUUCUGGAGACUCCCAACUGCAGUCUGAUAGAAUUUGAAAUCAUCCAAGCAGCUUUCCGGAAGCAAUCUCAGUUUCAGUAUUUUUACUUCCGCACUGGGACCAGGAUACUGAAGUCUUUCGAAGAGGAGGAGGAGGAGCCACUGGUCUCAGGUUCUUUGGUGGAUGAAGAGGAAAAAUUGAAGAUUGGAAAGCUGAAGGCCAAGAUCAUUAGCAAAGGGCUCCAUGUUAGAUUUUACAAAGAGCUCCAUGAGCUGGGUGAGCUGGUCUUGAAGGACUGGUUGGUUGUGAUAGAAACACUGUAUCCGUUCAGUGUGAUAACUGAAAAUACAGACUACAAGCACAGCUUUGAACGUUUCUAUCAUGACGAGUUUAUUGAGAAGUGCAAGCAAGUGUUUGUUAUUUCUAAGGAAGCAAACAGAAUCUUUAACAUAUUGGAAAAAUUUGCCUUAAAGGAUAUGGAACUUGAGCCUAACUCUUCAGCAUCAGCUUCCAACCUAGACUCUGUUCUGAGAAUAAAUUCUUUUCCAGCUUACAAGUCCAUUCUGCUCUUGUCUGGAGAACGUGGCUGUGGGAAGUCCACUCUGAUUGCCAGCUGGGUGGAUUCUUUCAAAAACAAAUGUCCGAAUAUCUUGAUGAUCCCAUAUUUCGUGGGGAGCACCUCAGAAAGCAGUGACAUCAUGUCUGUGAUCCAUUACUUCAUCACAGAACUGCAGCACAAAAACUAUGGUACUCAUCUUGAAAUGGAUUUUCUUAGUGAGGACUCAAAUGUCUUGGUCUUUUCACUUCUUGUGGAAAUGUUCAUAGCCUCCAUCAGUUUAAAACCAUGUAUACUUGUUCUAGAUGGCAUAGAAGAAUUGAUCGGCAUUUAUGGGAUUUCAAGUCAGAAGGCAAAAGAGUUUUCCUGGCUGCCUAACUCGCUCCCUCCUCAUUGCAAGUUUAUCCUGAGCACUACCUCCUCCAGCUUGUCCUUCAAGUCGCUCUGUGCCCGUUCAGAUGUGAGGACAAUAGAACUCUCUAGCAUAGGAGAUGAAGACACAAAGCUCAGCAUCUUCAAGCAGCAUCUCUCCAUGCCCAACCAGGAUUCCUUUUGGCAGAACAAACAGAUCUGGAGGAAAAAAACAAACCUGAGUCCUUUAAAACUCACAAUCCUAGCCAAUGAGCUAAAGGAAUGCAGAGUCUAUAGAAAUGAGUUCCAGUGUAUGAGGGAGUAUUUGGAGGUGACCUCCAUUCAGGAGCUCUGGGAGUUGAUUCUGAAACGCUGGAUUGAAGACUACAGUUGGACUUCGAACCAAAAAAAGACAAAUUCAAGUACUGUAGCUAUAGAAGGGCUGGACAGCUGGUUGUCUGAUGCGCUGUGUUUAUUGUGCAUCGCACACUGUGGGCUGGCUGAGGAUGAGCUUCUCCAUCUUUUGGAGUUGCUGGGUUAUAGAAAUCACUACAGAGUGACCAUGGUGCACUGGGCAGCCUUCCGCAAUGCCACCAAAUACUGGAUCCAAGAGAAGCCUAAUGGCCUCCUCUAUUUCCGGCACCAGACCCUGCGAAACGCUGUGGAACACAAACUGCUUGGUGUUAUCAUUCCUGUGAGAGAAAGCAGCCCAUAUACAUUUCUGAACCCAACAAAUCAGAAAAAAACACAUUUUCACCAAAUCUUGACAAGAUUCUUCCAGCGGAAAACUGGUUUUUGGAGAGUUUAUCAAGAGUUGCCGUGGCAUCUGAAGAUGAGCGGGUGCUGGGCUGGCCUGUGCGGCUUUCUCACGAGCCCCAGUAUCACAGAUUUUAUCUCAAAGAUCCAAAGCCCUAGCUUGUGGACCAGGCUACACUUCAUCCACUACUGGAAUGUAUUGUUGGAAGCCGGCUACGAUGCUUCAGCGGCAUAUAUGCUCUCGGUGGACAAGAUUAAAGCCGAUCAGUGCCACAAGAUAAAGAAGAGGUGUACGCUGUCAGUGCUCGAAUGCAGACUUUUACGGAUUAAUGACACUGACAAAUGCCGACUGAUACUGUUUAUCGGGAGUUUCUUGAAGUAUAUGGGCAAGACCAAGGAAGCCGAAGAGCUCUUCCUGAGUGUUGAGGACAUGCUUAUGCAGAGGCCGUCCACAAGGGGAAUGCUCCUCCAAGCUCAGAAUGCUGUAGGGGAACUGUAUCUUGAAAUUGGGAUGAUUCAGAAAGGAUUCAAGUAUUUUCAGAAGGCCUGGUCAAACCUGUUGUUUUAUUCACUCAAGGACUUAAAAGCCAGCCAGUAUUUGAUGAAGCAGAAAGUCAAAGUGCUGAAUAACCUGGCAAAAUCAGCAUCUGAGGAGUUCUUAAAAGAAAAUCACAUUUUGGAUUAUGCUACGGAAGUAGCCAAGAUAGUGAUCAGCAAUCCUUGUGAUCAAGCUACCAUGAAAUACACUGAAGGUGUUCUCAUGCUGGCUGAUGGAAAUAUUACUCUUGCGAAAGUGAAAUUUCAAGAGUGCUUAUAUAUCAGAAGAAGUUUGUUUGGAGAGAAAAACAUGCUAGUUGGAGAAACUAUGGAAUUUUUGGCAGAUUUGCUAUUUUUUUUGCAAAAAGAUCCUGAAAAAUCCCAGAAGAAGCAAGCAACUGAGUAUUACAAACAAGUGAUAAAAAUCAAGGAAGAUGCAGACACUCUGGCCAGCUCCUCACUCGUCAAGAAGCAGCUGAGCAUCAGCCUCAGUGAUACCUUGUGCAAACUAGCAGGUCAAUUGUUGGCAAAUGACUUCAGCCAUCAUGCCACGACCGAGGCAGUAGGCUAUUUGUAUAGGUCACUCGACUUAAGGGCUACCUACCUGGGAUCUUCUCAUCCAUCAAUUCCAGGAAUCCUGCAUCUUCUCAGGGAACUUGAGCGCACGCGAGGCAAGAGAUUUUGGCCUCAAGGCAAGAGUCAGCAGUCUCACGAAGGUUCUAAGCAUGGUUCCUCAAUGUGGGAACACUUGUAUGAAUUAAACUACCACAGUGCCCAGAAUUUUACUACAGUGAGCUCGGCUAUGUUCACAAGUAUAGGUAAGUUACAGAAGGCUGAGAGAAUGGAGCUAGCUGCUGCUCUGAUUUCGGAUACACAGAAGUGUGCUUCUAGCAAAGGGAAAAAGAUCCUGAGACGCAUGCGAUGCAUUUCUGCUGAUGAAAAGAUCCAACAGAAGUCACAAAAAAAUGCAGGAAUAUUGAAUAGCCCAAGAAGAGAAACAUCAAAGAAAAAGAAAGACUGUUCUUUUAACAUUUUCAAUGCAGAUAAAACAAAUUGUGUAGUAAGGCUUUCAAAGCAAAGGAUUUCAUCCGGUGGAAGUGAGAGUGGAGAAAGGCAAAUCACAAUUUACCAACAUAGCUCACCUCUUAGUACCAAUAAUCCCUGGGAAUCCAUAUCUGAGCUCAUUUCAGAAAAGUGGCUUUUUCACAGCCCAGAUUACAGUUUGUCUCCUCAGAAGUCUGUUUCUCAGAGAAGAUCUCAAAUAGAAACCUAAUUCUUGAAGAUUUCAAAUGAUACUAGUAAGGAAUAAAAGUUAU